Messenger RNA from Phoenix dactylifera (date palm), 2857 nucleotides. RefSeq names its product chromosome-partitioning protein, putative (DUF639). Lineage: Eukaryota; Viridiplantae; Streptophyta; Magnoliopsida; Arecales; Arecaceae. The record is from RefSeq and is a predicted model, not a curated record.
AAUAAGAACUUUCUCGCCUCUUCUUAGCGCCGUUCUCAUCAGCCGCCACUCCCCCAUCUCUCUUUUCCUCUUCUCCUAAGAAGUCUAUAGCGAGCAAACGAAGGAAGAUAGGAGAAAGGAGCCCCCUUUCUGUAGGGAAGCAGGAGAAUAAGUAGAGAAAUCGAGCUAAGAGAAGCUACGGAGGAUAUGUUCACUGUUGUGCCGCCAACUUCUUCUUCCUCCUCCUCCCUCCGACCCUUUCUCCGAGUCCAAUUCCCUGCCAGGAGGUCGCCGGACCGCCGCCACGGCCGCCGUCUCGACUCCGUCCUCCAGUCCCUAGGCGGCGGCCGGUGGAAGCUCACCGACAUCGACCCAGAUGUGGUACGAGAGAGGCUGAGCUUAUGGCUUGGCAAGGCGCAGUCGCUGAUCACGGAGGUGGCGACGCCGCUUGUGAAGCCUGGGCAGGGGAGGAAGCCCGCCCUGGAGCGUCAGCUGGACAACAUGGCCGUCCAAGAAGAGAAUUUUAUGGCCUCGGAGUUGACUGUGGAGCGGAGGACGCCAAAGGGGUAUCUCUCUUUUGCUGCCGUGGUCUCCAUCGAGCAGUUUGGGAGGAUGAUUGGAUUGACAGGGAGGAAGAUGCAGAAGAUUUUUGAAGCACUUGCUCCCGAGCAUGUUCAAUAUGAUGCCCGGAGUUUGGUGGAAUAUUGUUGCUUUAGGUACUUGUCAAGGGAGAGCUCUGACUUCCAUCCCAGUUUGAAGGAGCUUGCAUUUCAGAGGCUUAUUUUUGUGACUAUGCUUGCAUGGGAGAAUCCAUACACUGGAGAUGGUGAUUCACAAUUUUCACUAGAUAAUUCUUCUUUGCAGAGGAGACUGGUUGGGGAGCAGGCCUUCGUUCGAAUUGCUCCUGCUAUUGCAGGUGUUGCUGAUACAUCAACUGCACAUCAUCUUUUUAAGGCUCUUGUUGGAAAUGAACAAGGACUCUCUUUGAGCAUGUGGAUGACAUACCUUGCUGAACUUUUCAAGGUACAUCAGGGAAGGAAAUCAUACCAAACUGGAGAUGUUUUGUUGUCUGAUGAGCAACUUCUCUGCAUAGGUUCCAGUAGGAAGCGGCCUGUUUUAAAAUGGGAGGAUAACAUUGCAUGGCCUGGAAAUCUGACUUUAACAGAUAAUGCACUAUAUUUUGAGGCCAUUGGACUGGCAGGUACUAAAAAAUCUAUCAGACUAGAUCUUACACAUCAUGGUUCACGUGUUGAGAAAGCAAGAGUUGGACCAUUUGGAUCGAAACUUUUUGACUCUGCUGUUUCUGUUUCUUCUGGACUUGAGUCAGGAACUUGGGUAUUGGAAUUUGUUGAUUUUGGUAGUGAAAUGAGACGAGAUGUCUGGCAUGCUUUUAUUAGUGAGGUCAUUUCAUUGUAUGAUUUCAUACGAGAAUACGGACCCUCUGAUGAUGAUCCAUCAAUUCAUCAUGUGUAUGGUGCUCAUAAAGGAAAGAGGAAAGCUAUUAGAAGUGCAGCGAACAGUAUUGCAAGGCUACAAUCACUUCAGUUUAUUCGAAAGAUGUCUGAGGAUCCAGCUAAGUUAGUUCAGUUCUCGUAUUUGCGAAAUGUACCUUAUGGUGAUGUUGUUCUUCAGACCUUAGCAGUAAAUUUUUGGGGUGGGCAAUUAAUAACAAAUUUCAAGCAAGCAGACAACCAACAAACUCAAUGGGUGAAACAUUCUGAAGAUCCUUCUGGUGGCAAUGCUCAUGUGUUUGACAUAGAUGGAAGUGUAUACUUGUGCAAGUGGAUGAGAUCUCCAACUUGGACAUCUGGUUCUUCAGUUUCCUUUUGGAGGAAUUCCUUAGCUAAACAAGGGAUUGUAUUGGGCAAAGACCUAGUUGUAGCUGAUCUGAAUCUUGUAGAAAGGGCAGCAUUGACAUGCAAAGAGAGAAGCCAAAUGGUCGAAAAGACUCAAGCAACAAUUGAUGCUGCUAUGAUCAAAGGAAUCCCAAGCAAUAUUGACCUUUUCAAGGAGCUUAUGCUUCCAUUUGUGGUUGUUGCCAAAAAGUUUGACAAACUAAAGUGCUGGGAAGAGCCACGACUGACUAUUACUUUUCUUGUAUUUGCCUAUACCAUUAUAUUUAGAAAUCUGCUCUCAUAUGUUUUCCCAGUGAGUUUAAUGAUUAUGGCUACUGCAAUGCUAUUGCUUAAGGGGCUUAAAGAGCAAGGCCGGUUGGGGAGAUCUUUUGGUAAAGUUACAAUACAUGAUCAACCACCCUCGAACACAAUCCAAAAGAUCAUAGCUCUUAAAGAAGCAAUGGCAGACUUGGAAACUUAUCUCCAGAACCUGAAUGUUUCGCUUCUGAAGAUUCGAACAAUCAUCUUAUCAGGUCAACCCGAGAUAACUACACAGGUUGCCCUUGUGCUGCUUGGUGCUGCAGCUAUUCUCCUUGUGGUUCCUUUCAAAUACGUUCUUGCUUUUUUCCUCCUUGAUAUCUUCACAAGGGAGCUAGAUUUCCGAAGGGAAAUGGUAUUGAAAUUUAGGAGCUUUAUACAGGAGCGUUGGGCAUCUGUUCAUGCUGCCCCUGUGGUCGUACUACCGUAUGAAAGUGAUGAAACUGACUCCUCAGAAAGCAUUCUCAAGUACACCAAUGAUUCAAAUUCUGAAAGAAUGCAAAGAAAUGAAGUACUGCCAAGACAUGGUGCAUGAAAUACAGAAUAAGUAAAUGCCUUGAUGUUAAGAAUAAUGAAGAGGCAUGAAGUACCUUAUCUGUGGAAGUGAUCAUGAUUCACUAGCAGCAGUUAAAGUAUAUAACAGACUAGUGUUUUUGUAAGCUAGAAUUGAUUCAUUAUUCCUCAAUAAUCAAUGUGAUUCAGUUGUCAUUUAGUUCUAAUCUCCA